AUGUCGCCGCUGCUCGUGCUCCUGCUGCUCGCCGUGGUGGCCCCGUGGGGCGCCGGCACGGCCCCCAGCACGGCGGACACCAGCACCGUCACCACCUCCACCACCACCGCCAGCACCACCACCGCACCGACGCCGACGACUGGCGGCAGCAAUGGCGGUUGCCCUGCGAUGUGCCGGUGCGGGCCCGAGCCGCUGCCGGUGCCCGAGGCCGCCGACGUGGAGGUGUCCGGGCCGAGGGCCUCCAUGGCGUGCGCCGGCGUGCCGGUGCUGUCCGAGGACCACGCCGACGUGGAGCUGCUGCGCGUGGGCAACACCACGAUGCGGCGGCUGGACUUCUGGGCGCUGCGGCGGCUGCCGGGGCUCCGCGUGCUGCACGUGCAGGGCAGCGGCGUGGCCGAGCUGACGGGCUCGGGCAAGGCGAACCGCGACCUCCGCGUGCUGGACCUGACCGCCAACAGCCUGCACGUGCUGGGCGGCUUCGCGUUCCGCGACCUGGCCGAGCUGCGCGUGCUCAACCUGACGGCCAACGGGCUGCACUCCAUCGCGCCGUCCGCGCUCGCGCUGCCGAAGCUCACCGUGCUGGACCUACGGCGCAACCGCCUGGCCGUGCUCAAGCCGCACUUCUUCGCGGACGCGCCCGCGCUGCGCGAGCUGUACCUCGCGGACAACGCGCUGUCGCGCGUGCCGGCGCUCGUGCUGCCCGCGCUGCUGCACGUCCUGGACCUGUCCGGCAACCACAUCAUCCGCGUCGAGGACUCGGCCUUCGACGCCGUCAACGUGACCAACACGCUGGACCUGUCGCGCAACGCCCUGCGACGCGUGCCCCACGUGGCGCUGCGCCGCCUGGGCGCGGUGCGCGACCUGGUGCUCAGCGACAACCCCCUGGGCGACGCGUGGGGCGCGCUGCCGGCCGGCGCCGUCGUGGGGCUGGCCGUGCGCACGCUGCACCUGCAGCGACUCAGGUCGCCGUCGCCGGCCCUGGCGCUCGCCACCGUGCGGCGCGGCGCGCUGCAGGCCCUGCCCGAGCUGCGCGAACUGCGGCUGUCCGCCAACCCCGACCUCACCUACGUGCACCCCCAGGGGCUGGCCGGCGUGCCGCGCCUGCACACCCUGGACCUGUCCAGCACCCCGCUGCUCGCCCUGGAGAGGGAGCUCCUGGACGCGGCGCCCUCGCUCAAGACGCUGCGGCUGGACAACGGCACGCUGCACUGCCACUGCAGCCUGGGCUGGCUGCGCAACCUGACGCAGGGCCCCGUGUCGUGCCGGGGGCCGCCCUCGCCGCAGCCGCCCUGCGCGCCCUACAUCAUCCCCCUGUUCCCGGAGGCCUUCUCGGAGACGCUGGGCAACAACGCGUCCUUCCACUGCCGCGCGCUGUUCGGCGCCCCGGCGGCCGGCGAGGCCCCCGCCAAGGCCGCCGCCAAGGCCAGCGUGUCGUGGCGCACGCACGCCGGCGUGGAGCUGUCGGAGGGCGAGUGCGCGGACGCGGCGGGGCGCGUGUGCGUGCGCGACCACGUACUCACGGUGCUGUACCUGCACGCCGAGGACGCCGGCACCUACACGUGCGAGGCGCGCGCGCCGGCGGGCCAGGACGCCCGCGCCGUCCGGCUGCACGUCCGCGACGUACACGUCCGCCUGCUGCCGCUCACCGUCACCUCCACGUUCGUGACGCUGGCGUGGAACAUGAGCAGCGCGGUGACCAACAGCUACACGCUGCGCGUCGAGGAGGUGCCCGAGGCCACGACGGCCGCCCCGGGCGCGUCCGCCGCGCCGCCGCCCGCGCCGCGCUCCGUCACCUUCACCGUGGGGCUCAAGAUGCACUCGUACACGGUGCACGGCCUCAAGCCGCACAGCCGCUACGCCUUCACGCUGGCGAUCCAGCGCGAGGCCUACUCCCUCGUCAUCGGCUCCACCGAGGUGACGACGCGCGAGGGCGCCUUCCUGGUGUCGCUGGGCAUCGAGCGCAACUACCUCAGCAUCAUCCUGGUGUCCGUGGUGGGCGGCGCGGCCACGGCGGCGUGCCUGGGGCUGUGCGGGCUGCGGUGCUGGCGGCAGCGUCUGCGCCUCAAGGAGGCGGCGCACCUCGCCGCGCUGCGCAAGUCGGACUCGGCCUUCUCGGGCAGGGAGAUGCUGUCGCAGCCCGGCACGCCCACGGCCCUGGACACGGCCCUGGACACGGACAGCCCGCCGCUGCACACACUGUUCCGCGGCAUCACCUACAUCAGCCUGGCCGACGAGCGCAGCGCGCCCAGCGAGUGCGGCCGCUCCAUCGAGCAGGACCUCAUCAGCUUCACCUGAGCAACAAGUGUGGGCAACGCAAUCAUGCCUCUCUUGUUCAGUUUGUCCAAGUGAUGUGAGCGUGUGUGGACGGGCCGGACGGACGCGCGACGCAGCCGGGGCCGAGUAAUCCAAUUCCAAACCAAUUUCUGAUAAUUGUGUCACCGGGCGAACAGAGCAGUGCGAAGCGCUCCGAAAUCUGUCUAAUUCCGUCGAGUCGACGCGCUGCCUCUUAAUGAGGUGGGCGGCCCCGCGGGAAGCCCCACUGGCAAGCCCCAACCCCCAAACCCGGCGAACCGUUUUCGCCGCGGGUAGUUCUAUCACCACGGCGCGGGCUGCGAAAACUUUGCUUACUUUUUCCUCUUUGUGGCGUCGAAGGCAACUUGGUGGCGCCGCGGUGCCACCAGGGUGCCUCCAGGACCCGCAUUGUUCCGCCGACUUUUUCAUCAUCGUCUUAAUAGGGCGGGGUAAUCUGGCAGCCCAGCCACCCAGCCAACCCAGCCCGGCCGGCAGGUACUCGCCCCUUUCUUCUUGGCCGGGCUGCCUGCCGGGCUGCCUGCCGGGCUGCCUGGGGUAAUGAGUAAGGGACCGCCGGGCCCGUCCGUCGGGCCAUGCCUCCAUCGCCCGACAUCGAUCUGCGGGGCUGAAUUUUUCAUGAAGCCCGCGAGCCCUGAAUGGAGCACUGGCCAAAGAGAUUUCUCGUUUUGCUGUUCGGACUGCGCGUCCAGCGGUCCGGCAGCGCCGCCGGUUUCGGACUAAAUGUGAAGGGGUGAUAUUCAAAUCAAUGGCUCGCAGAUCGCGACGGGGGAAGCGCGCCGCCUCUGUGUACGACUCUGUUGAAUUGCUGGGAAUCGCCUCCGUGCUUGUGUUGUUGUUGUUGUUUCCCGCGUGGAAGUGAGCCGGAAACGACAAUAACAUCUCGGGCGGGGAAUUCGAAUUUCAAACGGGGAAGGUUCCACUCUGUGUUUAUACACGGUUCCUGUGCAAAUGUGCAUGGCUCUUGACUCUAGCCAUAGACAUAUCUCUAGGAUUGUAAAAAAAAAUGUAGCCUGUAAGAAAACGUCUCGAAAGUAAUUGUACAUAUGAUGUUGAUUGUCAUUUUUAUAAAUUGAAUAUUCUGAAC
This is a messenger RNA of Thrips palmi, 3397 nucleotides long. Its product is annotated as leucine-rich repeat and immunoglobulin-like domain-containing nogo receptor-interacting protein 3. The transcript is spliced from 2 exons. The coding region runs from base 1 to 2295 and encodes 764 amino acids. Lineage: Eukaryota; Metazoa; Arthropoda; Insecta; Thysanoptera; Thripidae. The record is from RefSeq and is a predicted model, not a curated record. Gene Ontology annotation, molecular function: protein binding.